GCCGCGUACCCGACUGCGUGCGUGGGACAGUGUGGGUGCAGAGGCACGACUUUAAUAUAAAAGCUGUGAUUUUCCGAGCCUUACACCGCUCGCACGAACUUUCCCGGCGGUCUCACGGCGUUAGCGCUUUCCUCCACUGUGUCAUUUUCUCGGAUAGCCUCUUUCUCUCCGAAGGGAAUUUCUUGUCUAUGGUUCAGACCGAAGCCACCAAGAUGUCUCGUGCCGACGAGGUGCACCGUAUAACUGAGAAUGUCUACAAAUCCAUCAUGGAGCAGUUCAACCCCUGCCUGAGGAACUUUGUCGCCAUGGGGAAGAGUUACGAGAAGGCGCUGUCCAGUGUUACGUACGCCGCAAAGGGUUACUUCGACGCUCUGGUGCGGAUGGGGGAGCUGGCCAGCGAGAGUCAAGGCUCUAAGGAUCUCGAAGAGGCAGCAUGGGACGUGUUGUUUCAGAUGGCUGAGGUCCACAGGCAGAUCCAGAUGCAGCUGGAGGACAUGCUGAAAUCCUUCCACAAUGAGCUGCUCACUGAGCUAGAGAAGAAGGUGGAGCUGGACGCACGUUACCUGAGCGCCGCCCUGAAGAAGUACCAGAUGGAGCACAAGAGCAAAGGCGAGAGCCUGGAGAAGUGCCAGGCCGAGCUGAAGAAGCUACGCAGGAAGAGCCAGGGCAGCAAGAACCCGUCCAAGUACGGCGACAAGGAGAUGCAGUACGUGGAGACCAUCAGCAGCAAGCAGGGCGAGCUGGACAGCUACAUCGCGGAGGGCUACAGGGCGGCGCUGUCCGAGGAGAGACGGCGCUACUGCUUCCUGGUGGACCGGCAGUGCGCCGUGGCCAAGAACAGCAUCACCUACCACGGCAAGGGUAAAGACCUGCUGACUCAGAAGGUUCCGGUUUGGCAGCAGGCCUGUGCCGACCCGAACAAGCUGCCGGAACGGGCCAUGAUCCUGGCCCAGCAGAUGAGCUCCGCCCCUGGCACCCUGAGGUCCAGCCCCCUGCACACCUCCAAGGGCAACCUGGGCAUCAGCAGCCCCAUGCCGGGGGCCAAGCCCCUCCCUGUGCCCCCCGAGCUGGCCGGCUUCAUGGGACAGCAGGCAAGGCUGAUGGGAACGGACGGCAUGCCCAUGAUGAACGGGACGGCGGGGGUGCACGGCGAGGACUACCAGCAGUGGAUGGAGGGGAGGAUGACGCAGGGCAAGCCCUCUCCGCAGCCCCAGAGACAGGCCGGAGACGUCUACUCCAACACCCUGCCUGUCCGCAAGGCCCAGCCAGCCAAGAGCAAGGCCACCUCGGAGACUCGCACCCUGCCCAGGUCCAGCUCCAUGGCAGCUGGUCUGGAGCGCAACGGUCGAACCCGAGUCCAGGCCAUCUUCUCCCACGCCGCAGGGGACAACAGCACUCUGCUGAGCUUCUCCGAGGGCGACGUCAUCACCCUGCUGGUGCCCGAGGCCCGCGAUGGCUGGCACUACGGCGAGAACGAGAAGAACAAGAUGCGUGGCUGGUUUCCCUUCUCCUACACUCGUGUGCUGCAGGACAGUGAUGCUGAAAAGCUCCGCAACCUGCACCAUGGGAAGAGCAGCAGCACAGGAAACCUGCUGGAGAGAGAGGACAUCGCCCUGCCCCCGCCCGACUAUGGCAUCUCCGCCCGCCUGCUGACGCAGAGCUCCGCCCACAGCAGGCCCCGCCCCUACAGCGUGGCCACGCCCGUCUUCCCGCAGCAGGGGCUUGAAGACUACGACACCCGCUUUGCCACGAGUUCCGAAGGCAAAUUGAUCUCGACCGUUUGAGGACACAGACAGACACACAGACACAGACAGCUCCGAAUAGGACAGACACCUUCCCCUCCCGCCCCCUUACCCCCCCACCACACCUUUACCCCGUCCCUGCACAAUCAUACAGCCCUCCGACGGUCAAGGAGGCCUGUCUCCCUCCCUUUCUCUCUCCCUUCCCCCCUCCCUCGCUCCUUCCCUUGCUGCCUGGCCCGGUCCGGCGGGUCAGGGGAGCGCUGAAAGAACCAGAACACAGAGCGCAGCGGGUCGACUAGCACCUCGCGGGCUCAGAACCUCCCCUAAACGAAACCGCUGGAUGGGACCGCUCUGAAGAUACUGGGACACUUGCCUGUCUUUCAUGCAUGUAAAUGGGCUUUUUUCCAAAAAGAGAGAACGAAAGAAAGGAAAGGAGGAAAGAGCAGGUCAUUCGUGUGGCCCUGUACACUGACUGUAAACCUGCUCGGCAGCUGACUGUGUUCUGUAUGAGAAUGUGGAGUGGCGCCACAGCGCCACUUAGUGGCUUUGAAGCAUGAAGCACUGUGCAGACGUGCGGUUUGGCCAAGGGCCCUCUUUAAGUAAU
This is a messenger RNA of Megalops cyprinoides (Indo-Pacific tarpon), 2346 nucleotides long. Its product is annotated as brain-specific angiogenesis inhibitor 1-associated protein 2-like. The record is from RefSeq and is a predicted model, not a curated record. The coding region runs from base 189 to 1784 and encodes 531 amino acids. The transcript has 15 exons. Gene Ontology annotation, biological process: positive regulation of actin filament polymerization; actin crosslink formation; plasma membrane organization. Gene Ontology annotation, cellular component: nucleoplasm; cytosol. Lineage: Eukaryota; Metazoa; Chordata; Actinopteri; Elopiformes; Megalopidae. Gene Ontology annotation, molecular function: cytoskeletal adaptor activity; protein binding.